AUGGAGAGGUCAAGAAAGGAAAGAGCUGGCGAGGUGGUGCUGCUUCGUGAACGGGCAUCCAGCGCAGAAGAACGCGCAGAGGCAAAUCAACGCGAAUUGGAGCGUCUUCGCGACCGGUUGGUGGAGUGCGAACGCGAAGCGGGCCGACUCUCGCGCAGCCUGUCAGCCGAGCGAUUCGAGAAGGAGCGCGCGCUAUCCGAACUACGCCUGAGCACAUUGCCAGCAGCUUACCGACCGUCCGGAUACACAACGGGGUAA
This is a messenger RNA of Protopolystoma xenopodis, 258 nucleotides long. NCBI's taxonomy places the organism in Eukaryota, Metazoa, Platyhelminthes, Monogenea, Polystomatidea, Polystomatidae. The record is from the annotation of a GenBank genome assembly.